CACAAAACAAACAAACAAUAAUUGAAAUAAAAGAAGAACAAAUAACUAAAAAUGGCUUUGUGUUCCAAUAAAACCCUAAAGUCAACUCUCUUCUUCUUCUCUGUUCUCUUCCUCUGUUUCUCCUUCAUCCUUGCUCACGGCGGCAUAGACGACGGGGACGAAGAAGAGCAGACUAACCAACCACCUCCGGCAACCGGAACAACCACCGCCGUGAAUCUCCGAUCGAGGAGCUUGGUGCUUGUGAAGAUCUACUGUAUUCUAAUACUCUUCUUUAGCACAUUCUUAGCCGGGAUUUCACCUUACUUUUACCGAUGGAACGAGUCUUUUCUCCUCCUCGGGACUCAAUUCUCCGGUGGUAUAUUCCUCGCGACCGCUCUAAUCCAUUUCCUCAGCGACGCCAACGAGACUUUUAGAGGAUUGAAACACAAAGAGUAUCCUUACGCCUUCAUGUUAGCAGCCGCUGGAUAUUGCCUUACAAUGCUCGCAGACGUGGCCGUUUCGUUUGUUGCGGUUAACCACCACGGCCGAGGAGCUGGCGCCGUAGAGUCUAGGGUGGGUGAUGACGUGACAGUGAAAGAGGAAGGCCAUCAUGGUGUUGAUGUGAAUCAAGUGCUUAUACGGACGAGUGGAUUUGGAGACACAGCUUUGCUCAUUUUUGCACUUUGUUUUCACUCCAUCUUCGAGGGAAUUGCCAUUGGUCUCUCAGUGACUAAAAGCGACGCUUGGAGAAACCUAUGGACAAUAUCAUUGCACAAGGUCUUCGCAGCCGUAGCAAUGGGAAUAGCUCUCCUCAAGCUAAUCCCCAAACGACCAUUCUUCCUUACUGUUCUCUACUCCUUCGCCUUUGGGAUAUCGAGUCCCAUAGGCGUAGGGAUUGGCAUUGCCAUCAACGCCACUAGCCAGGGAGCAGCUGGUGACUGGACCUAUGCGAUAUCUAUGAGCCUUGCGUGCGGAGUUUUCGUGUAUGUAGCGGUUAACCAUCUCAUCUCAAAGGGAUACAAGCCUCGUGAGAAAUGUUACUUCGACAAGCCAAUCUACAAGUUUCUUGCUGUCUUCCUCGGCGUUGCUUUGCUCUCUUUUGUUAUGAUUUGGGAUUAAUUUUGUUGGUGAUACUUUAGUUUUUCGUUGAUUAGUUUUUCUUUCUUUCACUUGUCUUUGUUCAAGAAUCAAGAUAUUGUUUUCCUAUCAUCAACGUUUAUGGAAAGUAACAAUUCAAUGUAAAUUAUUGUAAAACAGAAAUUAUAAGCAAAUGUGAUGACUAAUGAGCCACCAUUACAGAUUA
Molecule: messenger RNA, 1282 nt
Organism: Capsella rubella
Lineage: Eukaryota; Viridiplantae; Streptophyta; Magnoliopsida; Brassicales; Brassicaceae
Product: zinc transporter 2
Exons: 2
Coding region: 52-1098 (348 amino acids)
Biological process (GO): zinc ion transmembrane transport
Cellular component (GO): membrane
Molecular function (GO): zinc ion transmembrane transporter activity
Source: RefSeq, a predicted model, not a curated record